Messenger RNA from Mobula hypostoma (lesser devil ray), 7551 nucleotides. RefSeq names its product sperm flagellar 2 (gene spef2). Gene Ontology annotation, molecular function: protein binding. The record is from RefSeq and is a predicted model, not a curated record. The coding region runs from base 36 to 6503 and encodes 2155 amino acids. Gene Ontology annotation, biological process: sperm axoneme assembly. The transcript is spliced from 42 exons. Lineage: Eukaryota; Metazoa; Chordata; Chondrichthyes; Myliobatiformes; Myliobatidae. Gene Ontology annotation, cellular component: sperm midpiece; manchette.
CCCACGCCGCGAGUGGAGCCCGGAGAUCGCGGAAGAUGACGGAAAUUCUCUGCCGGUGGUUGAAUGAGGAGCUCGGGCUGUCCCGGAGAGUGGAGCCUAGAACAUUUGCAAAGGAAUUUUCCACCGGCUAUCUGAUUGGAGAGAUUCUGAACAAGCACCAACUUCAAGAGGAUUUUGAUCAGUUCUCCCAGGGCAGAAAUGCAGUUUCUCAGCUCAAUAACUUCCAGCGUCUAUUACCCACGCUGCAGCUGUUGGGGGUGAUGUUCAGUGACAAUGUGGUGAAGGCACUCAUUGAGGAGCAGCACGGAGCGGCCACACGCCUCCUGUAUCAGAUCUACAUUGCACUCCGCAGGAAAGAGAAGGCCCAGCUCUCAAAAAUGACGAUGGAAACCAUGAGACCACCUGCAGCGGCCAAACUUGCAAGCAUCAGCGCUGAGAUGUACAAAGAGCGUAUGAAGUCAAUGAUUCCUCGUGAGGUUGAUAUGGCCCUGCGAAGAGUUUCUGACCGCUACAUUGCUAAAGGCAAGGAGGUUGAGGAGGAGGCAGCCCUUAAGGAUGAACAGGAGCUGCAGAAGCAACAGAGCAUCCAGGAAGAGCAGCAGACCCAACACUUGGAAAUGCUACAUAAAGCAAAGAAGCAGAACAAAGAGUUGAUGGAAAAAGUGCAGGGAUCAAUCAUCCCUGUCUCCAAAAAGAUGCCACGUGAAAUGGAGAACACCAGCUUGAAACGCAAGCAAGAGCUGAGAAAGAAAGAAGCUGAGAUGUUCAACAACGAGAUUACAAAAUUUGAGAAGAUACUGAAGAACCUGACACCUGCUGGAGGUGAAGAGGAGAGUGGGAGCAGCCUGAACCUGCCGGGCAGAGCUGGCCCCCGACACCUGCUCAGUAGCCCCUGCACCAGAGUGGAAGAGGGACAAAGCUUCAUCGAGAACGUCCGCACUCGACUCAAGGAGGACAGACGGGCUCGGAGGGAACGCGAGAAGAGGCGGCGCAGAGUCAUGUUGGAGCUGUUGGAGGCACAUGAGGCCCAGGAGGAGGUGUACCAGGAGGAGGAACUGGUCAACAGGCUGAUGCGACAGUCUCUGCAGGAGCGCCGGGUCACCGUGCAGCUCGUGCAUGCUCGCCAUGAGAAGCACGUCAUGGAGCAGAACCGCUUCUUCCGCGAGAAACAGUAUGAGGAGCAGCGGCUGAAGGAGUUCCGGCAGGCACUGGACCGAGAGGAAAUUCUGGCGAGACAGGAGAGAGUGGAGCAGGGAGAGAGAAUGGAGCAGGAACGGGAAGUGCAUGAGCAGCUGAUGGUGGAGAGGGCUGAGCGACGAUACCGCAAACAUUACCACCUGUGCCAGGAGGUGGUGACACAUAUCCUCGACCUGGUCACCAAGGUGGCUGAGUACAGAGAGCUCUGUGUUGGUUUGAUUCCAAACAAGCUGAUGAGAGAGUGGAAGGAGCUGUUCUUCACGCAGAUGCCCAUCUAUGAGCAACCAGAUGCACAGCUUGAGGCUUCAGGCGAGAGAGCGGUGGAUAGCAUUGAGCAGGCCAAGAUGCACUUACUCAACUCGCAGGAUUAUGAAGAUUACCAGCUGAUGACUGGUGAAUGGCAGCCUCCUGUAGAUGGUGAUAUUCACGGCCCACCUCCAGAUAACAAUGUUCUGGGUCACGUGGUCAACCGGAUCACUGAGAUAGCCCAUCCAGCCAAGGAACCGAGUCCACCACCACAGUUCCCCCCAUUCCCCAUCAAGGCCUGCAUACUGGGCAAACUGCAUGCAGGCAAAACCACCUGCCUGAAGCACCUCGCAGAAGCCCUGAAUAUCCAAGCAAUCAGCCCAGAGACCCUGGUUCAGGAGGCAGUGCAGGCCUUCAGUGCGGGUGAAACUGCAGAUCCCGGUGUGAGCCAGGAGCAUGGAACAGACACACAGACAGUGGCAGGCUCUCCGGACCCAGCACAGCAGCAAGCUGAGGACAGUGGAGUUCCCCAUGGACACAACGGAGAAAAGGGUGUUGUCCAGGAUCUGCUGCACGACCCAUCCAUGGAUCACUUUGAGCCCCCAACCCCCGGCAGCGGAGCUGACCAGCAGCCUGCACCUGAGACACAGGAGGAAUGGAAGGAAGUGCCCGAGGCCCAGACUCGCACCUCUGCCAAGCAAGAGUCUCAGCCUAGUGCCCGUGCCCAGCUGGGAGAACGUGCUGUCAAGUUUCUGAGGAAAGGGAAAAGUGUUCCUGAUGAUUUAUUGACAGAGAUGGUGAAUGAAUGUCUGCGGCGACUGCCGGCAGGAUGUGGCUGGAUCCUUGAUGGAUUCCCAGCAACUAUCACACAAGCCAAGCUGCUGGAGAAGUUGCUGACCGGGGUCGACCCUGAUUACACUGUACCAAAGACUAGGAGGUCCAGAACCAAAAUAGCUGUGGACCCAAAGGCUUCCAAAGAGCCCCUUCCUCCCCGGCCUGCCCUGGACAUCGCCAUUCUCCUAGAGGUUUCAGACAAUACUGUGCUGGUUCGCCACUUGCAUGACAAUGUUGGUCAGUGUGCUGAGGCCAUGAUCCAGAAAACAUCCGGUGAACAGGGACCCCAGGAGAUCCUGGAUGUUGGCGGAAAUAUGUCCCCAACAGAGGAGCAGCUGCUGCCUCGACUGACAAGUUUCCUGGAGCACUGGCCCAAGCUGGAGAAGUGGUUUACGGGACAGCAGAUCCUGGCAAAGGUGAAUGGGGAGCUGCAACAGGCCGAGCUACUGGAGAAGCUGGAGCUGGUCCUGGUGGAGUCUCUGCUCAAAAAGCACAGCAGAGAUGCUGUGACUGAGAAGCCUCCAGAGGAGACCACGCCCGCCCUGGCUGAAACAUCUCCUUCCCAGGGCCAUCAGCAGACGUUCCCAAAGGAUGUGAAUUUAGUGGGAAGUGGUUCUGUGAGCGUUCCCAGCUCUGCCAAAGAGAAGAUUAAGGUGUCGCUUGGUGAUAAGAAGCAGAACAAAUCUGCCUCCAUUAGUCAGGCAGACACUAUGAGCAAGCAGAGCUCAGCAAAGGGGAAGAGCGGUAAACUCCACCUGUCACCCGGUAACGGGAAGAAAUCCAAGUCUGGCUCGCUCAGUCAGUCAGGCUCCGCCAAAGGCAAAAAAGGCAAAGAACAGAAGGCGAAAGUAGAACUAUACCCAUCAGAGAUCACCGGUGAGACAGAUGAUGCCCUCCCCCCAGCUCCCAAACCAGGUUCUGACCAGUGGGUCUACGUGGAUGAGCCAGUGCCCCAGGAGAUUGUGGAGUACCUCUGUCAUUACUGGGACAGCAUUGUGGAAACGUACACCAGCACCAUUCACAGAGUGAUGCAGGAGCUGCGCAGGGAACAGCAACGUGCCAUCCAGGAUCUGCACACGCUUCGGACAGCUUUGAUGUCGACUGGAAAGUCUUCCAUGAUAAGGAUAUCUCCGAGUUCAGGGAAGGAGUCACGAGUUUCAUCCGGAAGUGCAUCGAGGAUUUUGUCCCCGAGAAAUCGGUCAGUGUCUAUCCAAACCAGAAACCCUGGAUCAACAGUUCCGUGCGAGCAGCACUUACCGCACGAAACAGAGCUUACGUUGCUGGUAAUCAGCAGGAGCUCACGAAAUGCAGCUACGAUCCGCACAAAUUCAUCAAGGCAGCAAAAUGUCAAUACAGGGACAAGACCCAGACACAACUUUCCACCGACACACGCUGCUUAUGGCAAGGUCAGCACACCAUCACAGACUUCAAAGCGUAACGCUGUCGAGUUUCUAACAUCGCUGCCUCUCUCCCAGAUGAACGUGGAAGACGUGCAGCAGCAUUUGUGUAAGUUGAAGGAAGCUGGGAUCAUCACUGAGUUCCGAAACCCCUAUGCAUCCCCAGUAGUAGUGGCCCAGAAGAAGAACGGGAAGGUACGCAUGCAUGUGGACUUCAGGACCCUGAACAGGCGCACCGUCCCUGACCAGCAUGCGGUCCCGAGGAUUGAAAAUGGGAAUGAUUUUUGGGAAUACAUGGAAAGUCGCCCGGACCACAAACAGGCAUUUGUAUCCCAGUGGCAGGACGACUACAAUUCCAUCCCUGAAGACCAGCGCGGCGACGAUGAUGUCAAAGCUGAACUGAUGCUGCGGCUGUAUACUCUGCGGGAGUGUCUCUGGGACAUCUCGGACAAGCGGAAGGAGGAGGCAGAGCAGGAGCGGCAGAAUGCAAUGGAGAAUGGCUGGCUGCAGGAUCACCUGGGGAUACUGCUCAAUCUGUACAGCACUCUGAUGCAGGUGGAGGUGGAUCGCUUCCAGGAUACUUCCCGAUUCCUGCAGGAUUACUACAAAGGAAUGGAGGGGAAGAUCCCCCUGGACAGCAGCAAGGAGUUUGCACGGAUACCACUGGUUAAUGUGGCUGAUGUAGAGUUACCUGCCUUGGGAGGCCCGGAUAUAGUGAGUGUAACCAUUUCCUCCCCGUCCAAUGGACAGAGAAAGCCAAACAGUCCAGGCAGCAGUAGCAAUGCGUUGAAAGAUGGGGAGUUGGUUGGAGGCCAAGAGCUGAAACAAUUCAGCACUCCCGAUUCUGAUGGACGGGGAAAGCCAGAAACCGGUAGCCCAGGCAGCAGGGGCAAGGCGGAGCAGGAAGGGGAAUGGGAAGGCGUCCAAGAGAUGAAAGAAUUCCGAGUUCCUCUAGUGCCGUAUCGCAUUCCCUCGUCCAACGUGAUUGUGAAGGAGAAAAGCAAGCUACCAGUCAAGGUGACGGGGAAGGCCAAGGAGGAAGUGGUAGUGACAGACGCACCAUCCUUCACAGAUAUCGAUGAGUAUCUGAUCUCUGAAGCCUACCACACUGCAGUAUCAGCUCUCUCAAAUAUAAUCCAAAGGGAAGUGAAACUUAAGGAGGAUGAGGAGAAGAAAGAGCAGAAGCUGAAGCAAGACAAAGAGAAAGACCAGCCAAAGUCCUCAGCUGGAAAAGACGGGAAGAAAAAAUCUGCAGAGAAGAAGAAAGGCCAGUGUCUUGAAGCUUGGAGCUAUGCUGUGCCAGAGCCAGGGAAUGGGGCUGGGGCUGGGGAGGUGUGGAGUUGGCCUAGUUUCACUCGCCUCUGUGUGUCUGCAGGCCUCCGAUCCACCACGCCCGUGUUGUCAGCACUGGUGGAGAACCCGCAGGAAGUCAGCCGAAGGGAGCACAUUUACACUGAGUACUUUGGAGCACUGCAGGAUGAGGCGGCUGCAGUUACCACGCAUCUUGCUCUGAUCAAACUGAAAGCUCUGAUGACAAUCCAGGAUCUGAAGUCCAAGGCAGGUGAUCUCUUUACCACCAUGGAGGACUGGCUCGGCAUCCAGUUCCUGCAGGAGAUGAACAGCAUUGCUGCCUUGCUUGCUGUGGGACUGCAACAUGUACAAACUGGCACCAAGAUCCUGUUCCCACUCGUGCUCGGAAGCCAGGAGUUCUUCAUCAACGGGGACCUGAAGCUGAUUCCAGACCCCCCUCCACCGCCACACCUGCCCCCCAAGGAGAGGCCAAAGGUCGGCGAGUUCACAGUGCAGCAGCUCCAGGACCUCGUGCAGCAUUUCAGCCUGCUGUCACCCACAGGUUUUAUGACAAGAAGAGGAUUUAUCGAAACCUUACAGGACCUGAUUUCGCAGGAUCUUGGAUCAGAUAAUCUUCCUGAGCCGUGGUGCUCUCUCACUUACCCGCAGUUGGUGGAGAUUUCGCGGGUGUUGGCUCCUGACUCAGACUUCCUCGACUGGCGACAAUUUGUCCUUUCGAUUGCUCAGCCAUGGCCCUAUCCCUCCCUGAGGGACCUGUUGGACACAAAGAUACGGUUUCAAGCUGUGGAUCAGGCUGAUAGUGGUUACGUUACAAAAGAACAAUAUGAUCAGGUGGAGCUGUGGUUCACAGGUCAUGCUGAUCAACAAGACCCUGAGGAUCCAUUGGAGCCAAUUCCCUUCAACAGACUUGCACAGUUGAAGGAGGUUUUCUUUGGCCUGUUUGUGGAGGACGGCCCCUCCGAGCCCCGACUGGACUACAACAACACCCUGCUGUAUUUUAGCCGGCACCAGGACCCAGCCCAGGGCCUGCACCGGGCUCUCAGCAUCACCGUGGGCAGUGCACUCCCCUGGGCUCCCCUCUCCAGCCCUCAGAAGUCAGAACAGUACGUUCCUCAGCACGUCCCGGGUGGGCCCCCAGCACCAGGACCGGUGGAGAAGGUGCCUCUGUCAGCUCUAUUCCAAAUCAUGACGCACGGAGUGGCUGGGAUUGGAGAAACCCAUCGGCAGUGGAGCCUGGAGGCAGGCCGGCACCGGCAAUGCCAGCUUUUCACCCAAGUUUACAAGGAGCUGGGAUCAAAGGAGCUUGAACCAGUUCCAUUCGAUGUUUUGCUGAAACAUCCUGUCAUUAUGGACCUCAUCACCAAAACAACACGAUUCAGCCAGUCUGAUGUCCAUGCCGUGAUACAGAGGCAAUUCCUGGACGGUGAGGCUGUUGCCAGCAGCUCUCCUGAACCUUCGAGCAGCCCAGCUGAUGAGCCAGGCCAGGCCCAGAGCCGGUUGAAAAUGUCCAGGCUGUGAAGCUCGCACACUAAUAAAUUCACAGAUACAUUGCUGUCUCAUUCCUCGGUUGUAGCUCUUGACUGAUACAGGGAUACAAGAUAAUGAAUUUCUGACAUUUGUGGUGUAGUCAGGUGGGCCUCUAGAUGUUGAGUUUGCCCAGUGACUGCUUUUAUCCGCCGGCCCCUUUCCCUCACGAUGAGCCAAGGACUCUGGACUCCCUGAGACUUGCUCCAAGUGCUUUAUAACAGAGGGCCCUGGAGUCCCAAUCACAGGCUCCAACAGCCACUUCCCACUGAACCCCACUUAGUACUGGAUCAUUCAGCCUCUAGAGACUGCCCCACCAUUCCACCAGCCUUGUUUCAACUCACAAACAAGGGAUUCUGCAGAUGUUAAAAUUCUGGGGCAAAACAUGCGAAAAGAUGGAGGACCUCAGCAGGCCAGGCAGCAUCUAUGGAGGGGAAUAAAUAGUCAAUGUUUAAUGCCAAGACUCUACUUCAGACGGGUCCCUUCAACUCCAUGGAUGCUGCCUGACGAUGAGCCUUUGUUCUGUGUUGCUUGUAGAGACUCAACAAGGGGAGAUCUCCACUUGCCCCACCUGCCCCCGAUCACACCACUCCCCUCAGCCUCCAACUGCACCGAUAAGCAGACUCUGAUUGUCUGAGACAGAUCAGCUGUGUGGCCUGCAGGGGCAGCUCCCCCCGCACUUGUGAGUGAUACCUACCCCACUGGGUGCAGAAACACAGAGACAAGGGAACUGGAUUGUUGAGGAUGCUGCCAUUAGAGACGGUCCAGACGAGAUUCACAGCACUGAUUCUGGAAAUGAAAGGGUUAACAUAUGAGGAGUGUUUUGAUGACUCCGGGCCUGUACUUGCUGGAGAUUAGAAUAAUGCGGGGGGUGGGGGGAGAUCUCAUUGUAACCUAUUGAAUAUUGGAAGGCCUAAAUGCAUGUGUAUAUGUAUAAUUAUGUGGUUUUGUCAGUUUUUUCAGUCUUGGUUUGUCCUGUUUUUGUGAUAUCACACCGGAGGAAAUAUUGUAUCAUUUCUUAAUGCAUGCAUUACUAAAUGAC